UCACGUGAUCAAAGUGGUAGCCGAGCAGAAGAGGUAAGCCAUUUUGGUUUCGAACAUGGCGUCGUCUGAUAUUAUUACAGAAGUGGAAAUACAUCCAGAUAUUCAGGAAGUUGAAAUUGAAGCAAUACCUGUGGAAAUUCCAUGCGAAACUGUGGAAACAACAAUAGAUGGUGUGGAAGGACAGCCUAUGAUUGCAUUACAGCCUCUACCAGAGCCUGGACGAGAGGAAAUUAUUUUACAAACGCAAGAAGAAAUUGUUGGCAGUGGGGAUCCUUUAUCAGUUUAUGAUCAAAUACCAGUUCCAUCGGAAAGUGACAUAUAUGUUGAAUCAAGUCCAGGACCAUCUCGAAGAGGAAGUCGUAAAACAAGGAGAGGUGGAAAAAUGCGUGGGAAUGAUCACAUUAUUAGCGAGAUCGCAGAAACUAAAACACGCAAAUGGGAACAAAAACAAGUUCAGAUUAAAACAUUGGAGGGUGAAUUCUCCGUGACGAUGUGGGCUUCAGGAACAGAUGAUGAUGAAGGAAGUAACCCUGACCCUGAUCCAGACUAUGAAGAGUAUAUGACUGGCAAGCGAAUUCCAACAGAAGGGAUUCCUGGUCUUGAUUUAAGUGAUCCAAAGCAGCUUGCAGAGUUUGCAAGGCCUGGCCACAAGAUGAAAGUAAAGAAGCAGAUGAGUGAUGGAGUAGACAGGACAAUAGCGUGUCCGCAUAAGGGCUGCACCAAAAUGUUUCGUGAUAAUUCAGCAAUGAGGAAACAUCUUCAUACUCAUGGACCUCGGGUUCAUGUGUGUGCUGAAUGUGGCAAGGCAUUUGUGGAGAGUUCAAAGUUGAAACGACACCAGUUGGUCCACACUGGGGAGAAACCCUUCCAGUGCACAUUUGAAGGAUGCGGAAAACGGUUUUCACUGGACUUCAAUUUACGAACGCACGUCCGUAUCCACACAGGGGACCGUCCAUAUGUAUGCCCAUUUGAUGGCUGCAACAAGAAAUUUGCCCAAUCAACAAAUCUCAAAUCACACAUCCUCACACAUGCCAAGGCCAAAUCACGCAAUGCUAUGAGUCGUUCAGUGCCUACAAUUCAUGCACAACCACUGCAGCCACCACAGUUUGUGCAGGUUGAGGUAUCUGAUGCAGACAACCAACAGUUCAUUGUUUAUGCAGACUAGACACUCUUUUUCCGUUCAUGCCUUUGUAUUGGUUGGUUAGGGUAAUAUGUCUGCUACUGUAUGACUUGUUUUGUUGAGUGUUGUCAAGUUCCACCCCGUGCAAGUUAAGUGAAGCAAGAUAGCAUUUCAAGACUUUUCAAGCACUGCAAGUUUAGCAGUCAAAUACAAUGCUGAUGUAGUGGUGUUUGGUGAAAGAGGUACAAAAAUUAUAUAUUCGAUACAAGGUGAAAGAGUUAACAAAUAUUACAUUAAGUACAAGGUACAAAAACAUAAGAGCUUACUAUGUUUGCCAUAUGAAAGAUUGAACAUGAGAACCAUGUCUUCAUAUGUAACCCAUCCACAGGGUUUGGAUUGGUGGAUGUACAUUUUAACUCAUCUUUUAGUUACAAAGUAGUAGCGAUACUGGCAGGAGUAAUUGUAUUUAAUGAUGGCCCGUUGUGCCAUGUAUUAAACUUGAUCCAAAUGAUUGUAAACAACAUGUUGAGAAGUACCAUCAUAUUUUUAAAAUCUGGUUUCAUCUGAUUAGUUUAAAAAGUGGUAAGUUGCAGUGCCCAGCUUUCAAAACAGCACUGUGCAUGGUGUUUGGGCCUUGACUGGAAUCAAGCAAGAACCAGGAAGAAUUAUAGCCGUGAUACUGCUCUAUUUCAUCAAAAUGGUAAGGGCUCGGCCACGUAUACACACAGCCGUACUUUUAUAUUCAUUGAGGACACAUCGUAAGGCAGUUGUGUGCAUUUGGUAAUUGUAUUCCAGAUAUAAUGUUGCACAUAAUGAUCCCUUAGUAUUUUUAAAAAGAAAACUGGUGUUUUUUCCAGCAUUGCCUUUUCCAGAACUUAGGUUUUUGGUUUCUUGUAACUAUGUAUUGUACAUAUAAUUGAGAACAGUAUGAGUGUUAUAUGUAAUUAACAAGUACAUGCAAUUUAUUUUGUCCUUUCCAGUGAGUCAUCAUAUAGAGGUAUUUAUGUUGUGUUACAGUAGCAACAUUUUCAUGCUUAUUAACAUAUUUUACUCACACUAAUAUAGUUUAUUUUAUUGCUAUAUAAAUAGACAUAUCGGUUAUGAUGCCGUUUAUACUGAUGUGGAAUGCAAUGUACCAUAUUUAUUUGAAUACCACUUGUAUUCUGUUUUCAUUGCUGUAUUGCUUGUUACCACUUCAUAGAUGUACUAUAUUUUUUUUUUUCCACCAUGUAACAAAACUUGGCCCUUUCACCAGUGGUAAAGAUGUGCCAACAUUCAGAAUCACAGAAAUUCUUCAAAAAAAUUCACUGUAAGAAUUUUAAAUUACAAACUGCAUGAGGUCAAGUCAGUCUCUGGCAGAGAAUUGUUAUGCUGUAUAAGGCAAUAUAAAAUAUCUCACAAGAGUAGGGGUUUGUCUUCACUCUUGCCAAAUCAAAUUCUGAUUAUAAAUAUGUUUGAUUGUGGUAUGGGUGUAGGUACCAACUGCACAAAUAUCCCUCCGGGAGUGGUGUUCCGAUAAACAUGGUAUUUAACCUUUGUAUAUUCAUUUUAUCCUAUGUAUGAUUAAAUUAGAAUAAUUAGACAUUGUUGAUAACAGCGAAUAAUCAGAGGUUAGUAACAUCAUUUAUCUUCUUUCAUCUUUAACACACAUCUUUUGUUAUCUCUUUUUGGAGGUGGUGUAGCUACAAGGAAAAAAUGAGUAAUUGCCCAAAUGCAGGAUUUUUUAAAGAGAGAGUUUAUUUACUUGUCUGGUGUAGUUGACAUGUUUGUUUCAUGUAGUGAUCACAGUUAUGUUAACAGAUCUUUCAGCACUAGAUAUUCUUAAAGAUAUAUAUUAAAUGUGUAUAUUUCAUUAUUUGCAUUCACUGAUACAUAUUCAAUAAAUAAGUAUUGGAAAUCAAUUUUUGUCUUUAAAGAAUGGUAUUCUCCAAUUUAAUUCCUCAGUGUGGUAGAACUUUCACCUCAGAAGUUAAUAAUGGCAUGUGUGGAAAUGUUAAUAUUAACUCUUGAAACAAAGACACAUAUAACAAGUAUCUUUUCCGCACCUGGGUUUUAGUUGAAUGAAAUUGUUCUGAAAUAAUGUGUUUUAUAAACAGGUUAAACGAUAACAGAGAACCUAACCUCUUGACUGAUGCAUAUGGAUUUAUUCUUUCCUUCAUAAAUAACAGGUUCUAGCAAGGAGUUGUGGAUAUUACUGUUUUCCUACUAACAGCCCUACAAAUCAUUUUAUAUGUUUAUAUUUGUAUUUAGGUAAUGUAACAUUAUAGUCCAACAAGAAAACUGAAAUUAGCUCAUGGAUUAGUGUGCUGGGCUCAUGCAUAUGUAAUCAUAGGAUCAAAUCCUUGAGUACAGAUUCUCAUAUUGCUUUAAGUUAGAUUGUUGCAAAUGUUAUUAUUAGUAAUAACAUUUUCCUUUUGAGAAGAAUUUACUGCCUACAGAUUCUGUCUAUCAAAUUUGUAGGUUAUAACAUCACAGGAAAGUUUUACACUGUCUUGUUUGUAAUUACUGGUUUAUAGAAAAUAUUUAUUGCAUAAUUUAUGUGAGUGGUCAUAGUCCAUCUUAAUUCAAAAUUUCAUGCUCCUAGCUCCACUACUUUAUUAGUUAUCAUCAGACCUGGAAGCUAAAUUAAAAUGUUUAUGUGACUGCCAUAUUUUAUACAUUCUAGGGAAAACAUGCCUUAACAAAAUUAAGUUUCUUAUUGUAUGUCAUUUCAGAACCCUGUGUUUCAUUAUGCUUGUGUUGCUUCUUCCUCAGUUUUUGUUUGCAAUGUUAUAAUUUCUGACUGAAGGUCAUUAAGAAGUAUUAGUGUUGCCCUCCAGUGACAUGAAAUUUGUAUCAUAUUUUGUGAAAAUUGGUCAGCUGGUUCUAAGGUUGAAAGGGGAACACAACAAAUACAAACUGUGUAGUGAUUUCGUAAGCCUUCUUCUUUCCACAUGAAAGGAAAGUAGGCUGUAAACAAAGAAGAUGUGACACCAUGCAUGGUAAUGUAUAUACAACUACUCAGUGAAUCGCUUUGCAUGGUAAACCCCCAGCUAGUUUGUCAAGCAAUAAAACCAGUACUUAUUACUUUUGAAAACCACCAACUAGAUAGGACAGAAAGAUGGAAAGUGCAGCCAGAAGGAUUUUAUAUUAAGGAUGAAUGAAUUACUGUACUUUGAAACCUCUUGUUUGUCUACAAGUGUGAGAAUUUAUGUUUGUCCACAAAAGAGGUGUGUCCAUAGUUAUGAAGACAUGUUUCCAAUCUGAAUGUUUCCCCUUAAAGGAAAGGCUACUAUAACAGUUUAGUUACAAUGAAAUAUGAAAUGUUUACUUAUAUGUUUUAAUACUGGCCUUGAAUAUCACAAUUUCCAAACACAGAUUGAGGUGUCUGAAAAUGGUGCUUAGAGAAUAUUCAGAGCUAAGACAGGAAGUAACAGGUGAACAGAGAGAAAUGCAUAAUAAUAUCAUCAUAACUUGUAUUCUCCAAAUAUUAGGAUGGUUAAGUCAAGGAGGAUGAGAUGAAAAGCACAUUUUUAGUCUGAAAAAUGGAGGGGCAGGGCUCUAGGGAACAUCAGUAUAAAGGUCAAUAUUAAAAUGGAUCUUAGAAAUAGGGUUCAUUGAUGUGAACUGGACAUACCUCGUUCAGGAUAGGUACCAAUGGUAGGCUUUUGAGAACAUGUUAACAAAUUUCUGGGCUUCAGCAGUUAAUAACUUCUAAAUAAGUGUCUGUAUGGAAUUGAUACUGUGGUAGCAUUAUUCCUGUUCUAAAUAUGAAUAAAUUAUUCAUUGAGAUUAACCCUUCGAAUCUGAAGCUUGUCUAAAUAUUAUGUAUUAAGUGUGUACUGCAAAGAAGAUAACCUGUCACCAUUUCAAAAGUCAACUGGUUAAUGCUGUUUAAGGAAAUAUUCCCUGUUUAUUCUGACAAUCAUACAAAAUGCAGAGUUACUGAAUAUAAAGCAGGAGGUAAAUAUAAUUGCCAGUUGGCUGUAAAAGGUUAAAAUAAAAUUGACAAUAACAUACAUGCAGUUCCACAGUGUUUUGCUUUGGUAUCAUACCUUUCUUCUUGCAUGUUUGCAACCUUGUGAAAUACUUAUGAAAAGUUAAAAUCACUCUGUCCAUACACAUAAGUAGCUCAAUGGACAAAUUGGUUCUGGUUAAAUUUGAUAUUGAAAAAUUUUAUCAAAAACAGUCAAGAAAUUAAAAUUAUCAGCAAGAUGGUAUCAUUUUAAUGGCCACUUUACAUAAGAGCAUAAUAUCUUUUCAGCUUAUCUUAAUAAAUACUUGUGCAAAAUGGAUUUUUAGCUUGCUAGGAUAAAUAUUCACAACACAAUUCCAAGACUACCUACAACAUGAAUACUUCUUUCAGUAGUUGCUUCUUGUAAUCUUAUCACAGUAGGUUAAUCUACAUGGAACCAAAUGUUUAAAUUGUUUUAGCAGAAGAUUGCAAUUAAUAAGAAAACAGGUCUUGACUGAGUUUAGGCAGCAUUGAGAUUAGAUCUGUUUUAUAUUGUUGCUUUAGCACUCUGUUACAGUACAACUUUGAAGCUUGUAUAAAACAAGUUAAGCAUAUUUAACUUUCAUGUAGUUUUUGUAAUAACAGUGAACAGUGAAGUUUUGGUAUUGAUUGCUUAUUCAUGAAGUAUAGUAAUAAAUACCAUUUUCAUAGCAACUGAUCUGCAUAGAUAACUUUAUGAAAGUUACUUCAGUUACCACAAACGUUUAUGGGCUCAGUUGUAAGGACAGACCUCAUAAUGGGCUGUUAGAUUUUUAAACUAUUGUCCCAUCACAAUUAUUGUCUAUCCUGAAUUAAAGUAUUACGAAUCAAGCUUGGUGUCACAAGUAUAUAUUUUGCUGCAGUGUAAGGAAUAUGUUCACUCUAAAAACUUUUCCUAUUAUCAAAAUCAAUGAAGUUAGUUAGCACAUAUUUGUACAAUAUUUAUGUCUUGUUAUAUGUAGAUUCUCUUAAUGAUUUGAAGAUUAAAGAUGUGCUUCUGUAGUAA
Messenger RNA from Zootermopsis nevadensis, 6099 nucleotides. RefSeq names its product transcription factor YY2. The record is from RefSeq and is a predicted model, not a curated record. NCBI's taxonomy places the organism in Eukaryota, Metazoa, Arthropoda, Insecta, Blattodea, Termopsidae. Gene Ontology annotation, cellular component: PcG protein complex; chromatin; transcription regulator complex. Gene Ontology annotation, biological process: regulation of transcription by RNA polymerase II. Gene Ontology annotation, molecular function: DNA-binding transcription factor activity, RNA polymerase II-specific; RNA polymerase II cis-regulatory region sequence-specific DNA binding.